UCUCGUGUCGCCUUCGAUCUGACGCACACUGAUUGGCAGCGGCAGUGCGAGCUGUUUUGAAGAUAAAUAACUUUGAUUAAUUAUUUUUUUCGAGAGGAUCCUCGAUCCUUACAGAUCCUGCAAACGAGGUCGGAAAACUUGCGCUAGUACCGCAGAAUGUAAACGGGAGAAAGCUGGUCUCGGAUUGUAAACUUCCAAACAGUUUGGAGUCGUUAAAUCUGUCAGUGUGCACUGUAGAAAGGCCUCUCGAUGACGCAAUAAGACAUGUUUUCGUCUAUACUUCGAUAUAUCAAAUGUGCGCACCCACAUUUAGGAGUUUGCGUUCGUGGUGUGUAUAUGGGCAUGCACGCUGUUGAAUUUGCCCAGGAUUGGAACUGUUUUAAGGUACUGACUGCUGUCAUCCGAACUUGAAAAGUAAAGUAAAAGGAAGGAAGACGUGAUCAAUGCCACACUGCAACAAUAAUGUGACUGAUGAACUUUACAUUUUUACACCACCUUUAUACUACAGUUUAGAAGCAAGAAGGUUGGUGGGGCACCUUGACCCUAUAAAAUCCUGCAUGGGCUCUGCUCUGUAAACCAUCUCUUUACAUCCAGUCAUGUACAAACCAAAUCAGACUUUUUUUAAACUGAAGUGACCAGAUUUUCCCUGGUUUUUGCUUGUUUUGUAGUUUCACAGAAUUGCCAUGAGUCUCUCUCCACAUCAGAGAGGAACCAUAAACAGCAUCAGUAAGCAGAAUGUUGAAGCCAUUGAUCAAACAAUGCAACAUUCAGGUGAGCUGUUCUACAAUGUGGGAGCUCCUUCCUUGGAGCAAAUCCAUGGCAGUCAAGGAGGAGUGGUGGAUUCUAGCCCUGAAGUCCAGGGCUCUGCUGGUUUCAAAUCUGAAAAAGGAUAUCAGGUCUGGGGACAUUUUCAGCAGUCAGGGUCAGUAAAGUGGAUGCAUCAGGAUCCAAUGCAGACCUCAACCUGGUUUCAGGCCCUCCCAAACGUGACCAAGUGGACACAGAACGUGGGCCCUUCUCUUAGUGGUAUGGAUGACCCAAGGGCCUUUAACAAGGUGAGUCAUGAGAUGGAUGCUAUAAAGAUAGAGAAGCAUUCACCAGGUUCUGUGCAGUCCUUCCCAGAUACUUCUCAAGGUCCCGGGACUGAGUGGGAUCAUCAUGCGAUGGCAGCAAUGCAGCGUGCUCAAUUUCAGGCCCUCCAACAGGGACACAGGCAUGCAGACCUACAAUAUCAGCCUCAAGGCAUACAUCACAAUAUGCCAGAUUCUACACUGCAACCUUUUCAGGUGGCAUUUGGACUUACCAAGCAACCCCAGGCACCUGGAUUCCAUCAGGUGUUCCAAGGCAACAAUGCAUCUUUAAAUAUGAAUUACAGUGAGCAGCCAAAAUCACAACAGCAACUCUUGCAGUUGCAACAGCAGCAGCUGCAUCGCCAGCACCAGAUGCAACAGCUGCAGCAAAUGCGUCAGUUGCAGCAACAACAGCAGCAUGAAAUUCAGCAGCAACGGCUGCACCACAUGCAACAGCAAUACCACCAGCAGCAGAAAAUGCAGGCACAGCUACAACAGAUGCAGCAGGAACUGCAGCAGCAGCACACACAAGGUUUUCAACUACCAGAGUCUAUGCCAAUGCAAGAAAAGCAGCGAGUCAAACAAGAGACAGGGUCACAGCAUCUUGAUAGUGUUCAGGUGAAAACUGAAUCAAGCCCAUUGUCUCACCAUAGCCAGCUCACUGUCCCUCAGACUCAGCCACAUGAUCCAGUCCCUCAGGGAUCACAUUACCAGGACUCUUGUCCUGCAAAGACUUCUCCAGAACUGCAGGAGACCCAAACCAAACCUCAGGCCCUCCUUCGCCGCUCUCGUCGGCUCUCCAAAGAUGGUGUCUCUCCUCAGGUCAACCAAACCACUAAGGACAAGUUUUCUGCCCAAAAUGGAGGCGUUUGUGAACCCUCAGCGGGGGUCAUCCAAAGCACUCAGAGACGACGUAGGGCUUCAAAAGAGAUCAACCUUGAGACUCUAGCUCAAAAGGCUUCAGAGAUGGAAUCUUUGCCAGCAAAGCGUGAGGAGAAAACGUCUGGUAGGCCAUGUAAUGUGGUCCCCCUUGUCAUCCCUGUCUCAGUGCCAGUUCACAAAUAUAAAGUCCAGCUAGAUGCCCCUGGCAGCUUGGAACAAGUUGACCGGCAUCCCUCAGGGAUUCCUCAACAACAAAACCAGCCUGAACGCAAACCCUCGGUUAUUGUAGUACGCCGGCGCUCUUUAAAAAGCUCAACAUCUGAGGGCUUCAGCCAGGGUAAGGGCCAAGAGGAAAGAUCACCUGAUAAGUCCAGGCGUCGCCCACGGCCCGAGCCCCUGGUCAUUCCACCUCCCAAACCAUGCACUUUCAUCGCCCCUUCUCUCUACUCCAGCAUCACCUCCUACCAAAGCAACCUGCGAUCCUCAGUGCGCCUGCCAGAUAAUGCAAGCAUUAUCCCCCCAUACACUCCACCACCCAUUCUUUCACCUUUGCGUGAAGGCUCUGGACUCUACUUUUCUGCUGUCCUCUCUUCUAUGGCAGCUGGCAGCCAGGUCCUUCAACCCCCACCGACACCUCGGAGCACCACACAAAGCUUGCUGCAUUCAACCAGUUCCGAUAUCACACCUCCCCCACUCCCGCUGAUUGGAGAGGCAACGCCUGUCAGCCUUGAACCUCGCAUAAACUUUGGUUCUCAGUACCAGGCAGAGAUUCCAGAACUACAGGAUCAGUCAUUGGCCCUACAAGACCAACAUAAAGCCACAGUAGUAUGGCUACCUAUAUCAGAUGUUGAUUCUACACCCACCCAAGGUACAAGAGUUGAUGACAUGAUGAAUCUAGCCUGCUCCAGUGUCCUGUGUGGAGGAGGAACCAAUACAGAGCUAGCGAUCCACUGCCUGCACGAGUCAAGAGGUGAUGUCAUGGGAGCUCUAGAAAUGAUGAUUAUGAAGAAUCCAAUUUUUUCCUGGAACCACCAUCUGGCCAACUACCACUAUGCAGGGUCAGAUUAUUGGACGGUGGAUGAAAAACUAUACUUCAACAAGGGAAUUUCGGCUUACAGGAAAGAUUUCUUCUUAGUACAAAAACUGGUGAGGAGUAAAACAGUGGCACAAUGUGUGGAGUUCUACUACACAUAUAAGAAACAGGUGAAGGUUGGUCGCAAUGGGGUUCAUACAUAUGGACCUUCAGACACAGAGCUUGAUGUGACACAAGAACAAGUGGAGAAAGGAAAUGAUAUUAGACAGGAAGAGGGAACAAAAACCAAUGAAGACGUCACUAUCAAAGAUGUGACCAAUACACCUCAGGACAUUGAAAAUGAGAGGGCAGACUUGGCUCAUGAAGUGCAGAAGAAUGGUGCUGUGGAAGAUGCUUCUGGCCUGAGACCAGAGGUUCAAUCCUCCUUCAAAACUCCUUCCCCUGCACCUCAGAAACCUCGCUCUGGCAAUACCGGGAAGAAAAACAGGACCUCAACUGUUAACAGAAGUCAGGGAGAGCCAGAGGGUGUUUUCCCUUGCAAGAAGUGCAGUAGGGUUUUCUACAAAGUGAAGAGCCGCAGUGCCCACAUGAAGAGCCACGCUGAGCAGGAGAAGAAGGCUGCAUCACUGCGCCUAAAAGAAGAGGAAGAGCAGGCGGUGGCUAAGGCGAGGCAGGAGGCACUAGAGGCAGCAAGGAGGAAGGAGGCACAGGGAGAAGGAUGGCAAGCAGAGAGUAGUGGAGCUGAGGAAAGCUCCAUAUAAAGAAGAUGAGCAUGAUGAAGACUGGCAUUGAGAAAGCAGUCUGCCUCAUUUGACUUUGAUUCUAAAACUUGUGCAUCUCUGCAACACUGAAGAGCAGUUGGGAUGUUUGGAAAGAUAAAUGUUUAUGAAAUGCUUUGCCAUUUUUUUCCUCCAAAAUGUUAUGAGAUCUUGUAUCUUUGAAUGUAUAUUUGAAAUGGUGUAAAUGUAUACCAAUUUAGCAUCAUGAAUGUCUUGCUUAUUAAGUGAUAAUAGGCAAAGGUGCUGUUAUUCAUUCAAUUUGAAUUGUGUUUAAAACUGAAAAUAUUUAGAAGACUUUUUUAAUGACUUUAAAGGAACAGUUUACUUCAACAUCAAUUAGAUAUGAUUUCUUACCUAAAGAAUACCCUUCAUUUUUACCUACAAACGUGAAAAUGUUUAAGCUGAUUGUUGUGUUGAGCUUUUCUAGAAAUGUACAAAUAGUUUCAGAUUCAGGUUUCCAGUUUUAUUAUGAUCAAAGUUCAAGAAUUGAGUUUGUAUGCCUUUUAUAUGCCCAGUAAGAUGUUUAUUAUUAUUUUAUUAUUAUUAUUAUUAAAUGCCUUUUUUAAAUAUACAUAAUAUGUAUCAAGAACACAAAACCAAAAAAAAUUCCAUCUACCUAUGGAUAAUUUCAAUUACAAUUAAAUAUUUCUUGUUCAUGUAAUGUACAGUAUAUAGAGCAGAAAAAAAAUGUUGAUCUCUGUUAAUAUUGUACUGUGUACAAUACUGCCCUAAUGUGUGUGUUUGGUUUUCAGUACUCUAAACUUAAACGAAUGUAUUAAUGCUUUAAAUGCACUUAAAGUAGUGCAAUAUGGGGAUUGGGAUUGAGGGAUUUUUAUCAAAACUAUGUAAAUAAAAGUUUAGUAAAUCACAACCAAUCAGUUUUUUCCCCACAAAUUUAUAUUAAAAAAAAAUAAUUCUCAGACUUUUAGUUUACUUUAUUUUAUUUGACUGGCAUUGCAUAUAAUU
Xyrauchen texanus (razorback sucker) is the source of this 4730-nucleotide messenger RNA. RefSeq names its product mitotic deacetylase-associated SANT domain protein-like. The coding region runs from base 684 to 3746 and encodes 1020 amino acids. Gene Ontology annotation, cellular component: histone deacetylase complex; transcription regulator complex. Gene Ontology annotation, biological process: negative regulation of DNA-templated transcription; regulation of transcription by RNA polymerase II. NCBI's taxonomy places the organism in Eukaryota, Metazoa, Chordata, Actinopteri, Cypriniformes, Catostomidae. The record is from RefSeq and is a predicted model, not a curated record. The transcript has 13 exons. Gene Ontology annotation, molecular function: transcription corepressor activity.